GAGGGAGAGAGAGGAGGGGGGGCAGCAGGCGGUGCUGGCGGAGUUAACGCAGUCCUGCGAAGUUCGCUUUCUCGAACCGACUGGAAAAGUUUGCACUUCGGUUUAAACCGGGAGCCGUGAAGAGACUGCAGCUUUAACUUAGCAAAAAUGAGACUGUGGUCCUUGCUGUUGUUCCCAGGGCUUUUAGUCUGUGUACUUUUCCCUCUAACAGACUGUGAAGAGCAGCGACUCCCCGACGAGAAGCUUCUAGUUGUGACAGUUGCAACCAAAGAGACUGAUGGCUUCAGGCGCUUCAUGCGGUCGGCCAAACACUUCAACUACACUGUCAAGGUACUUGGUCGAGGUCAGAAAUGGAACGGAGGUGACUACAUGUCAGCUCCAGGAGGGGGCCAGAAAGUACGACUCCUUAAAGCAGCUCUGGAGAAGAUGAAGACUCAGGACAAAAUCAUCCUUUUUAUUGACAGCUACGAUGUGAUUUUCACCUCGGGUCCUGAAGAGCUGUUGAAGAAGUUCCAGCAGGCCAGACACAAGGUGGUGUUCUCCUCUGAGAGCCUGAUCUGGCCCGACAGACACCUGGAGGACAAACACCCCCAUGUGAGGGAGGGCAACAGGUUCCUAGGCUCAGGGGGUUUCGUUGGCUACCUUCCCAACAUCAAAGAAAUGGUUGCCGACUGGACAGGAGAAGACAAUGACAGUGACCAACUGUUCUUCACCAAGAUUUACAUUGAUCCAGCCAAAAGAAAAGCCAUAAAUAUCACACUGGACAGCAAAUGCAGAUUGUUCCAGAACCUUCAUGGAGCCCUCGAUGAGGUGGUGCUGAAGUUUGAGGAUAGACGGGUUCGAGCCAGAAAUUUGCUGUAUGAUACCCUGCCUGUCAUCAUCCAUGGGAACGGACCAACCAAGCUCCAGAUCAACUACCUGGGUAACUACAUUCCCAACACAUGGACAUUUGAGAAUGGAUGUACACUGUGUCAUGAGGAACUCCGCCCACUCACAGCUCUUAAGGAGAGUGAAUACCCACUGGUGGUGAUUGGUAUCUUCAUUCAGCAGCCCACCCCCUUUGUCACAGUGUUCUUUGAACGCCUACUGAAGCUCCAGUAUCCCAAGAACCGGCUCAAACUGUUUAUUUACAACCAGGAAACUCAUCACGAGCGUCAGGUCAGCUCUUUCCUAAAGGAUCAUGGAAGCCUUUAUCAGGAUGUCAAGUUCAUCGGGCCUGAAGAGGAGAUGGAUGGAGUUGCCUCCCGAAACCUGGGAUUUGACAUGUGCCGGAAGGACAAGGACUGUGAAUAUUUCUUCAGCUUGGACAUUGAAGUGGUCUUAAAGAACGAGAACACACUCAAAAUUCUCAUUGAACAAAACCUCCCUAUAGUGGCACCCAUGAUAACUCGAGCUGGUCGACUGUGGAGCAACUUCUGGGGAGCCCUCAGUGUGGACGGCUACUACGCCAGGUCUGAGGACUAUGUGGACAUAGUUCAAGGACGCAGAGUGGGUGUGUGGAAUGUCCCAUAUGUGUCCAGUGUGUACCUGGUGAAGGCGGACCUCCUUCGAUCGGAACUCACAGAAUACGAGCUCUUUAACUCGCACAUCUUAGACCCUGACAUGGCAUACUGCCACAACAUCCGCAGCAAGGGAAUCUUCAUGUAUGUGACCAACAUGCACACAUUCGGCCGCAUCCUGUCGACAGAAAACUAUCAGACCGGCCAUCUUCAUAAUGAUCUGUGGCAGAUCUUUGAAAACCCAGUGGAUUGGCAGGACCGCUAUAUUCAUGAGAACUACACUUACAUCAUGAAAGACAAACUGAUAGAAACUCCUUGUCCUGAUGUGUACUGGUUCCCAUUGUUCUCUGAUGUUGCUAGUAACCAUAUUGUUGAAGAAAUGGAGCACUAUGGGAAGUGGUCAGGAGGAGGCAAUGUGGACAACAGAAUCCAAGGUGGCUAUGAGAACGUUCCCACAGUCGAUAUCCACAUGAAUCAGAUCAACUUUGAAAAGGAGUGGCACAAAAUGUUACUGGAGUACAUAGCACCGAUAACAGAGAAAAUGUAUCCGGGUUACUACACCAAGGCUCAGUUUGACUUGGCCUUUGUAGUUAGAUAUAAGCCAGAUGAGCAGCCCUCUUUGAGACCACACCAUGACGCCUCCACAUUCACUAUAAACAUUGCACUCAAUCAAGUGGGCCUUGAUUACCAGGGUGGUGGAUGCAGGUUCCUCCGCUACGACUGCUCCAUUGAGGCUCCUCGCAAAGGCUGGGCCCUCAUGCACCCGGGCCGCCUCACCCACUACCACGAAGGCCUGCCGACCACCGCCGGUGUCCGGUACAUCGCAGUGUCCUUUGUGGACCCCUGAACACCCCAAAGACGGCACACAUCACCGGCUUGUCCAGACCAAACACGACACACACUGGCCACGUCUUUCUGCACCACAGCUGCUCUUUAUUCCUCCGUUCCUUGUUUAAAGUUCAAAAUGAUAUUGCUUCUGUCUCAUUUAAAGGAUUAUACGCAGCUUGUGACUUUGAUCAAACUAGGAUACAUAAGCAUGCAAUUUGUGCCAGUGCUGGAAAAUGAGGGAAUUAUUUCUCCAGUAUCCAAGUUGAAAAGGCGGUUUUAACACUUAGCCAGUGCAAAAUUAAUGCGACACAAAUAAACAGCGGCCACUGAUAUCAGUGAAUCUGGAAUAACUCGAGGACUAAAUGGACUACUGACCUAACAUGAAGUUGGGACACUGUUACCUGUGGGCAAAGACUCCCCUCAGAGGGGCUGUGGGUGGACUGCGUGAUCAGUUCAACUACUGCAGUCAUCACCACAAGCAGACGGUGGUGAUCAAUCUGAAGGCUCCGGUUUGGUCUGGGGUGUGUGGUGAUCAAUAAUCCAGUCGGUCCUGUUGUGCCUUGAGCUGGACUUCUCUCAGGAAGUCACCACGAGUUCAGCUUAGAUUUUAUUUCAAAACAGUUUUUGAAAACCUUUAUUGUUGAAUAUUACUUCACUAACACUAUCUGUACAUUUCUGUAUCCAAAGCAGUUAUUGUCUAACUCCAUCUUGAACGCUCCAAAGACUGUUAACCCUCUUAUUUAUUUUUUGUACAUUUUAUUUGAUAAAGCCCAACACUCCACUGAUGUAGAUCAGCUGAGUUUCUAAAAGUUGUCAUUUGUUACAACUCACUGUGCUUUGAACACAACUCCAAUAAAACAGUGAACCCAACAGAA
Dicentrarchus labrax (European seabass) is the source of this 3202-nucleotide messenger RNA. It is a transcript of the gene plod1a, whose product is annotated as procollagen-lysine, 2-oxoglutarate 5-dioxygenase 1a. The coding region runs from base 148 to 2346 and encodes 732 amino acids. Gene Ontology annotation, biological process: peptidyl-lysine hydroxylation. Gene Ontology annotation, molecular function: procollagen-lysine 5-dioxygenase activity; L-ascorbic acid binding; iron ion binding. The record is from RefSeq and is a predicted model, not a curated record. Lineage: Eukaryota; Metazoa; Chordata; Actinopteri; Moronidae. Gene Ontology annotation, cellular component: endoplasmic reticulum. The transcript is spliced from 19 exons.